Messenger RNA from Linderina pennispora, 899 nucleotides. RefSeq names its product mitochondrial carrier. The annotation marks the transcript as partial. The transcript is spliced from 2 exons. The record is from RefSeq and is a predicted model, not a curated record. NCBI's taxonomy places the organism in Eukaryota, Fungi, Kickxellomycota, Kickxellomycetes, Kickxellales, Kickxellaceae.
ACAUGAGUGCCAAGGCUGAAGCACCCCUGCCGUUUUCGUUCCAGUUCGCGGCCGGCGCAAUUGCCGGCGUGUCUGAAAUUCUGUGCAUGUACCCACUGGACGUGGCCAAGACGCGGCUGAUGCUGCAGGUGGGCACAGGCGGCGCCGACCAGUACAAGUCGAUCAGCGACGUGUUCCUGCGGAUUAUCCGCGAGGAGGGCCCGUCGCGGCUGUACCGCGGGAUUCUGCCGCCCAUCAUGGUGGAGGCGCCGAAGCGGGCGAUCAAGUUUGCGUCGAACGACACGUACGGGCCGAUGUACAUGAAGAUGUUUGGGGCGGAGAAGCUGACGCAGCCACUGGCGAUUCUGACGGGCGUGACGGCGGGCGUGACGGAGGCGAUGAUUGUGUCGACGCCGGAGCUGGUGAAGAUCCGGCUGCAGGCGAAGGGCAACGCUGGCAAGUACAACGGCACCAUGGACUGCGUGCGGAAGAUCUACGCCCAGGAGGGCCUGAAGGCGUUUGCGAAUGGGCUGGAGUGCACCGUGUGGCGGCAUGCGCUGUGGAACGGCGGGUACUUUGGGUCCAUCUUCGGCAUCAAGCAGAUGCUACCCAAGGCCGAGUCCAAGCAGGGCCAGCUGCUGAACAACUUUGUCGCUGGCGCCAUUGGCGGCACCAUUGGCACGACGCUGAACACUCCGGCCGAUGUGGUCAAGACCCGGAUCCAGAACCACAACUCGGCCAGUGGCCCGCCCAGGUACAAGUCGUUCCUGCCGGGCGCCAAGGUCAUUCUGCAGGAGGAGGGCGCCAAGGCACUCUACAAGGGGUAUGUGCCCAAGGUGCUGCGUCUGGGCCCCGGCGGUGGUAUUCUGCUUGUCGUCUAUGACCAGGUCACGACCUACAUGCGGGCCCACUUCAUGUAG